This is a messenger RNA of Sinocyclocheilus rhinocerous, 2658 nucleotides long. RefSeq names its product protein-glutamine gamma-glutamyltransferase 5-like. The record is from RefSeq and is a predicted model, not a curated record. Gene Ontology annotation, biological process: peptide cross-linking. Lineage: Eukaryota; Metazoa; Chordata; Actinopteri; Cypriniformes; Cyprinidae. Gene Ontology annotation, cellular component: mitochondrion. Gene Ontology annotation, molecular function: protein-glutamine gamma-glutamyltransferase activity. The transcript is spliced from 14 exons. Bases 35 to 1951 code for a protein of 638 amino acids.
AUUUGAAUCAAACAGCAAACCACAACACAGCAUCAUGGAUGAGUUCAAACUUCGAAGUAUCGACCUGCAACAGGUGCAAAACCAGAUCCGGCACAAGACCGACGGUCUGAGUUCCAGCACUCUGGUUCUGCGGAGAGGACAGGCCUUUACAGUGACAAUCAACUAUGAUGGACGACCAUUCGAUCCACUGAAGGAAAAACUGAUCUUCCGAAUUGUUCUAGGUCCGCUGUCUGUGGAGGUCCCGGUCUCCAGGCUCGGACAUUCCUCUCUGACUCAAUGGAGCGCUGUUCUGGAGAGGAGCAUCCCGGACCCGACUGGACCCCAUGGUCUAUGGGUAUCACUGUCCAGCCCUGCGUCUGCUUCUGUCGGUGUCUACACACUUCAGAUGAGAGUCGAGACCCGUUUGACUGUGAGAACACAUCUGCUUGGCCAGUUCACGCUCCUCUGCAACCCCUGGUGCCCAGCUGAUUCAGUGUUCCUGCAGUCAGAGGAUCUGAGGACUGAAUAUGUCAGGAGUGAUAUCGGCCUGCUGUUUAAAGGCAGCCUCGGGAACAUCGUCUCCAGACCCUGGUCGUUUGAUCAGAAUGAUGAUAAAGGAGUGUUAAUGGGAAACUGGUCAAAUGACUACAGCGGUGGUGUCAGCCCUUCAAAGUGGUCCGGCAGCGCAGAUAUUCUCAGGAAGUGGGCAGAAACACAAUUCAAUCCUGUGAAAUACGGACAGUGCUGGGUGUUUGCUGCUGUCAUGUGUACAGUAAUGAGAGCCCUUGGCAUUCCGACUCGAGUCGUCACCAACUUCAACUCCGCUCACGACACAAACAGAAAUAUAGUGAUUGAGGAAUAUUACAGUGAGAUGGGGGAAAAAUUGCCCAUCGGCAGGGAUAGCAUCUGGAACUUCCACGUGUGGGUGGAGAGUUGGAUGAAGAGGCCUGAUCUGGGUCGAGGUUAUGACGGAUGGCAGGUUCUCGACCCCACGCCACAAGAGAAGAGCGCAGAAAUGUUCCGCUGUGGCCCUGCUGCUGUUAAAGCCAUUUAUCAUCAGAAGGUGGAUGCACAAUAUGAUGUGCCGUUCAUUUACGCAGCAGUGAAUGCGAAUGUGCAUACAGUAAUCGUCAGAGAUGGGAAAGUGUUAACAACCAGCAUUGAUAAAAACAGAGUUGGAGCUCUGAUCUGCACCAAACAUCCAGGAUCCAUGCGUAUGCAGGACAUCACGUCUGAAUACAAAACUGAGAUGGAUGACAGCACAGUUCGUGCACUGAGCACUGAUGCUCGCAGAGGUGAAGGUGCUACAGGAAGAGUGGCACCUCAGGGCCUUGCAGUUUCUCUCCAGCUUCUGAAAGCCCCUGUAGUUGGCGAAAACAUUUCUUUCAACGUCACAAUCACUAACAAAGUCGUUGUUCCGAAACUUCUGAGAAAACAUGUGAACGCUCAGAACAAGGAGUACAACCGCAAUCCCACUGGAACUUUCUGGGAGGCUCAUGAUGACGUGAAGAUCGGCCCAAAAGAAACUGUGACUAUAAAACAUGAGAUCUCCUUCAACGACUACAUGCUGACGGAGGCUGCGGAGGAUUCUCUGGUUAACCUGGCUGUGGUUAUUGAGGAUGUGAAGUCUCAGGAGAGAGUGCUGGCUUCAGAGGAGUUCAACAUCCGCAGCCCUUCCCUCAAUAUACAGGUUCAGAAUGAGUAUGUGGUCAUCAACACGCAGCAAGUGGCCACAGUGACCUUCACCAACCCGUUCAGCAUUGCAGUGAGCGGUGAACUGACUGUAGCCUGUUCAGGACUUCAGGAGAAAGUUCAAACAAGGCUUACAAUCCAGCCUCGAGAAACCAUGAGGAUGCCCAUUAAUUUCACACCCAGGAUGGCGGGUGCCAAGAUGCUUUACGCUAGCUUAGUGUUGAUGAAUCCUCCCACCGUCCUGCACGGAUUCAAGACCAUCAAUGUUCAAGCAUCUUAGAGUCAAACACCUUUAGAAAGAAUUGUGAACCCUCAGCAUGAAGUACUAUUUAAUGCUCUUCUAAUACAUCGUCAGUCUUUUUCUAAAAUACGUAUAAUGUGUCCAACACUUUUCAACAAGUCAGUAUUAGAAAUGUUUUCCUCCAGUAAGUUUGCACUCACUGAAGCUGAGGGUCUCUGAUGUGAACGAGUCUGCCCUCUGCUGGGAAAUGCAUGUGAACAGAUCGCAAACAAGUGUAACACAUGGACAUGUUAAGAAAAAAUACUUUAUUUUCUGGCUAAAUAAUCUUGAAUAUACAGUUCAGAGUGAAUCAAGUCAAAAAAUAUUUUUACAGUGAUAUAUAUACAGUGUUAAAAAAAAACAGAAAGCAAUAACGGUGUUUCAGAGGCUAGUUUAGUAAAAAAGACCACUUGAGUGCUUCUGCAACUUUGGACACUUUUUUUUGUCCCAGGGGUUAGUAACUUUUUUUACUUUUAUUUAUUUAUUUAGUUAGUUAGUUAGUGACAUUCAAAUUAAAACUGUCCUGGAAACCUUUUACAGUGCCCCAUUGUCUUAGUGUUAAAAUAUGAACCAAAACUAAAAACAAAAACAAAAAAUUUUGAUCUCAUUUUACAGUAAAUCUUAAAACACUCUCACAUUCUUAAUCUAUAUGAGAAAUAGUAACAGUGAUGGUAAUACCACAAACUAAGGCAAAUACACGGCAAAAA